Camelina sativa (false flax) is the source of this 1455-nucleotide messenger RNA. NCBI's taxonomy places the organism in Eukaryota, Viridiplantae, Streptophyta, Magnoliopsida, Brassicales, Brassicaceae. The record is from RefSeq and is a predicted model, not a curated record.
AUGGAACUGAAGGAGAGAGGCCAGAAACAACUGAAGGAGAGAGGCCAAAAACAACUGAAGGAGAGAGGCCAGAAGCAACUGAAGGAGAGAGGCCUGGAGAAGAAGAGACUGAACCAUGUGCAUGGCGGAUUUACUGUUCUUAUGAAACUAUAUUGCAGAAGUGGAUGGAAGGCAAAGGCAAGAGCAUUGGAGAUGGUUCAAGAAGAGCAUGAUGAGCAAUACUCAAGACUCAAAGAUUACCGUCUUGAGCUAUUAGAUUCAAAUGAAGGGUCAACGGUGGAGGUAGAGACACUUGAGACAGAAGGUGGUCUAGAUAUCUUCUUUAGAUUCUAUGUUUGCUUUGCUAGGAUUAAGAAAGCAUGGUGUAGGUAUUCUCAACCAAUAUUUGGCGUUGAUGGUUGCUUUCUCAACAAGCUGCAAACUGAUUUGAAUAUGAGAGAUGGUUCUGGUUUUACUAUCAUUUCAGAUAGACAAAAGGGUUUAUUGAAUGCUGUUUCUCAGCUAUUGCCACAGGUUGAGCAUCGUAUGUGCGCAAGACACAUAUUCUGGAAAAUUGCCAAGAGUUACAACAGUGCACAAUAUACCAGACGGUUGGAGAAGCUGAAGAUGUAUGACAUGGGUGUCUAUGAGUCAGUAAUGCAGAAGAAUCCAAAAAACUGCAGUCUUGCCUUUUUUAACCCAACAGCCUCCUGUGUUGAUGUAAGUAACAACAUCAAUGAGUCAUUUAACAAUGCCAUUAAUGUUACAAGAGAGUUUUCGUUGGUGGAAAUGCUUGAAACUAUUAGGAGAAGGGCAAUGGUGCGCACAGAUAUUAGAAGGAAGAAGGCACAAAGACCCAAAGGCAAAUAUAGCAUAAAAGCGAUGGAGAAGGUAAAUUUAGAGCAGAAGAAAAUCCUAAACUGUACUGCCUUUCGUGCUGGUCCAGGUGAGUAUGAGGUUCAAGAGAAGAAAUCAACAUAUAAGGUUCACAUGGGCUUGCAUUCUUGUACAUGUCAGAAGUGGGAGAUGUCAGGCAUUCCUUGUUGUCAUGUGUUGAAGGUAAUAUCAGUCAAAAAACUGAAUCAAGAGGACUAUAUAUCAUCUUGGUAUCUGAAUUCUAGGUGGAGGAAUGAGUACAAUGCAUAUAUAGAUGCGGUUAGAGGAUCAAACUUCUGGAGGAGGUCCGGUGAAACUGAAAUUAUGCUACCACCAAAACCGGAAACACAAGGUAGAAAGAAAGUCCCUAAAAGAAUCAAGGAGAGAAAUGAGUCACCACAGAAAAAGAAAAGCAAGGGAAAGGAGCUCAAAGUUACUAGAGAAAAGAGAAUCAUGCAUUGUGGAAGAUGUGGUGUUGUUGGGCAUAACACAAGGAGCAGCAAGCAAAGUGAACCUGCAGUUAAAAAGACUAAAGUGGAUGGAACAGAGGAGAUGUGCAUCGGAUCUAGUCAACCAACUCAAAGCCAAGUUAUUGACUGA